Messenger RNA from Chinchilla lanigera (long-tailed chinchilla), 1978 nucleotides. RefSeq names its product feline leukemia virus subgroup C cellular receptor 1 (gene Flvcr1). Gene Ontology annotation, cellular component: membrane; mitochondrion. Gene Ontology annotation, biological process: transmembrane transport; erythrocyte differentiation; mitochondrial transport. The record is from RefSeq and is a predicted model, not a curated record. Lineage: Eukaryota; Metazoa; Chordata; Mammalia; Rodentia; Chinchillidae. Gene Ontology annotation, molecular function: heme binding; heme transmembrane transporter activity.
CGCGGCCCGGGCGGCGGGUGGCGGACCGAGGUGGAUCCUGGGGCGCCGGGGAAAGGGCAGGGGCGCGAGGUGGCUGUGGCGGGGAGCCCAGGGCCAUGCCGCGGUCGGACCAUGAGGACGGGGCCGCGGUGGCGCCCGGGCACCCGCUGGCGAAGGGCUACCUGCUGGUGCCCCCGGGCGAGCCGCAGAACGGGCUCAAGGCCGGCUGCCUGGCGCUGAACGGGGCGGCCGGGGACCUUGGCGGGCGAGGGCGCGGAGCCGGCCCGGACCGCGCUGUCGCCGCGCCGCUUUGCGGUGCUGCUCAUCUUCUGCCUGUACUCGCUGGUGAACGCCUUCCAGUGGAUCCAGUACAGCAUCAUCAGCAACGUGUUCGAGGGCUUCUACCGCGUGUCGCUGCUGCACAUCGACUGGCUGUCCAUGGUGUACAUGCUGGCCUACGUGCCGCUCAUCUUCCCGGCCACCUGGCUGCUGGACACGCGGGGCCUGCGCCUCACCGCCCUGCUGGGCUCCGGCCUCAACUGCCUGGGCGCCUGGGUCAAGUGCAGCAGCGUGCAGCAGCACCUCUUCUGGGUCACCAUGCUGGGCCAGUGCCUGUGCUCUGUGGCCCAGGUCUUCAUCCUGGGCUUGCCCUCCCGCAUCGCCUCGGUGUGGUUUGGGCCCAAGGAGGUGUCCACAGCCUGUGCCACCGCCGUGCUGGGCAAUCAGCUCGGAACUGCAGUUGGCUUUUUGCUACCGCCUGUUUUAGUGCCCAACACACAGAAUAACACAGAUCUCCUGGCUUACAAUAUCAGCACCAUGUUUUAUGGAACAUCAGGUGUUUCCACACUUUUAUUUAUUUUAACAGCAAUUGCAUUCAAAGAAAAGCCUCCGUACCCACCAAGUCAGGCGCAAGCAGCUCUUCAAAACAACCCCCCCGAAGAGUACUCCUAUAAGAAGUCAAUAAGAAACCUAUUUAAAAACAUUCCCUUUGUCCUUCUGUUGAUCUCUUAUGGUAUCAUGACUGGAGCAUUUUACUCAGUCUCAACAUUAUUAAACCAAAUGAUACUGACAUAUUAUAAGGAUCAAGAAGUGAAUGCUGGGAGGAUCGGGCUCACGCUGGUGGUGGCUGGAAUGCUGGGCUCCAUUCUGUGUGGCUUAUGGCUGGACUACACCAAAACGUACAAACAGACUACUGUGAUAGUUUACAUUUUAUCUUUUAUUGGAAUGAUUAUAUUUACUUUCACAUUGGACCUUGACUACAUUAUCAUCGUGUUUAUUACUGGAGGGAUACUUGGUUUCUUCAUGACUGGGUACCUCCCCCUGGGGUUUGAAUUUGCCGUUGAAAUCACUUACCCUGAGUCCGAGGGCACUUCGUCCGGUCUUCUGAAUGCUGCUGCCCAGGUUUUUGGGAUUUUGUUCACACUGGCUCAAGGAAAGCUCAUAACAGAUUAUGAUCCUAGGACAGGGAACAUUUUCCUCUGCUUGUGGAUGUUUGUGGGCACCAUUUUAACAGCCUUAAUCAAGUCUGAUCUGAGGAGACACAACAUAAAUAUCGGCAUUAAAAAUGCUGACGUGACGGCUGUUCCAGUUGACAGUCCCACAGAUCACAAGCCAAAGGCCCUUACGUUAUCCGAUCAGUCGGAAUCAUCAAUCUGAAGGGAAGGGAAAAGUUGUCAUCCCUCAGUCACUGGAACACAGCAUGGGAGAUCUGUGGGGAGGUGUGAGGAGCAAAGCUCGGCUUAGAGUGAUCGGGACGGACAAUUACUUGAAAAUUACUUACGAGCUUAAAUGAACAGUUAUUAUUUUGCUUAAUUAUUUAAGCAAUAUGUUACUUAAAAUACUUUUGCUACAUCAUGUUAACACUACCAUUCAUCUCGUGUCCCAUUUUCAGUCAUAUAUCAUGUCUGAAAGUAAUCUGUUGCCAUUUUUUUUGUGAUUUUUUUGAGAGGCUGUGUGUUCAGGCUGACCUUGAACUCGUGGUGAUCCUCCUGCCUCAGCU